UCGUGCACAGAGAGGCGGGGGACGGAAGAAGGCGGGCUUUCUAUGAACAGGUGCUUAAAUAUGGGACAGGUGAGGCUAGAGAGAGUGCAAGUCCAGGAGCUGCGGUCUGCCCACAUUUUCUACCUGAUCAUUCGGAAACAGGAAACCUCUCAAGAUGAUCAAAUCAGCACUGUCUGUGCUCUUGGUCCUGGUAGCCAUUUCUUCUGCUUUUGCUGCAAAAUACAUCCCCAAGAGUGGAAAGAGGGUCCCUCAGACUCUGUCCAGAGGAUGGGGUGAUCAGCUGAUAUGGGCUCAGACUUAUGAGGAGGGUCUCUACUGGUCCAGGUCAAGGAACAAGCCUCUGAUGGUCAUAUUUCACCUUGAAGACUGCCCACACAGUCAGGCGCUGAAGAAAGUGUUCUCCGAGGACAACGAGAUCCAGAAAAUCCUCGAUGAGGACUUCAUUGUCCUCAAUCUGGUGUAUGAAACUACUGACAAACAUCUGUCUCCUGAUGGACAGUAUGUUCCCAGACUCCUUUUUGUUGACCCCUCAAUGACAGUGAGGGCUGACGUCACUGGCCGCUAUGCUAACCGCAUGUAUGCCUAUGAACCAGGUGACAUCAAACUUUUGAUUAGCAACAUGCAGAAGGCUAAGAAGCUCCUAAAGUCUGAGCUGUGAGCACCAGGAGGGACACAUCCUGACCCCGAUCCACAGAUGCUGUCACCACAGUUUACAUAUGAGAAACCACGCACUGGAAAGUUUCUUCUUUUCACCUUCACUUGAAAUGUUUUGUUCCCUCUGAAUUCCUUCCUGAUGCUUGCCUUUGUUAUUAUUGCAGGAAUAUCAUUUGAAUAAAAAUGAACUGUUCAUACUGA
Archocentrus centrarchus (flier cichlid) is the source of this 855-nucleotide messenger RNA. Its product is annotated as anterior gradient protein 2 homolog. The transcript has 8 exons. The coding region runs from base 155 to 658 and encodes 167 amino acids. The record is from RefSeq and is a predicted model, not a curated record. NCBI's taxonomy places the organism in Eukaryota, Metazoa, Chordata, Actinopteri, Cichliformes, Cichlidae. Gene Ontology annotation, cellular component: endoplasmic reticulum.